Vitrella brassicaformis is the source of this 3198-nucleotide messenger RNA. The record is from the annotation of a GenBank genome assembly. Lineage: Eukaryota; Vitrellaceae.
GUAAGGUAUCCUCUGAGAGGGCGUCCAAGCGUACCGUGCUGCAGCGAUGCCGAGGCGUGCGUGGCCUUCCAACCUCAAAACAUCCUCGUCGAUGGCGGCGAGAUAGCUAGAGAGAGCGCUGCCAAGGACUGCGGGGGUCCUUCUCCUGCUCUUGUGCGCUUUCCAAGGCCUCCCACGACACGGCGGGCUGGCGCGCGUAUUUUCGGGUUUCGUCGUCGCAGAUUUUCUCAAUGCGAUUACACCUAGUGCGGUGGGAGACGGUGUUGGCUCUGGCUGCGUGGCUGGCGGUUGUUAGUGCUGCUCCUGAUGCGUCUGUCAAAGUCCUCUACACCAGGGGCGCUGCGCCAGGUACACAGACUCACACACGGGAAAGAUGCAGAUGCAGAUCAUCGCCCAUCUCAUCUGAUGCCCUCUCUCCUCUCCCUUUGCAGGCGGUCAAGUUCUCGUGACGUGGAAUCCCUUUGCCCUUUUCCCCAACGACUUCGUGUCCGUCCGGCUGAUCAGCGCCUCCAACAUCGACAGCUUCACCUCCUCCCGCGACGGCAUCGCAUCAUCGGCCAUCUCGUCCGAGAAGCUAACGCGCAAUGACGGGCAGUUCGAGCUGAAGCUGCCCUACUCGGUCAGGGAGGGCUCUUACGUCGUGGCCGUCUCCUCGCCCUCGCGCCACGGCGCCUACGGCGCCAGCAGGAAGCCCAGCGUGUCGGCGGCUUUCGAAGUGCACAGCUCGGGGUUCAGCCACACGCCGCUCACCGAGGCGCCUUACGUGCCCUUCAGGCCGGGGGCUGACUACGAGGAGCGGAGGGAGCGGAGAGAGCGGGAGAGGGAGAAGGAGAGUGAGGAGGGCAAGAAGGAGACGACCGCGCGGCCGACGAUGCCCGAGGGGUCGACCAUUAUCUUGACCGAGCCGACGAGUCAGCUCUACGUGUCGGCUGAGAGCGUGCCUGUCCGGUGGAGCACUCUGCCAUGUGCGUGAGGCGGGCAAGCCAUGGCACCCGAUGGAUGGAUGGAUGGCUGGAUGUGUGUGUGUGUGCGUUUGUGUGUGCGCAGCGUACAAGGGUCCGAUCGAGCUGGAGGUGUGGAAGGCGCGUGAUCCUCGGCGGCCGGGCAACGGCUCCGACAGGGUGGCCUUCUACCACGUGGCCAACACGGGCGCCAUGGACCUCAACAUGGCCAACACCGCCUGUGAAGGUCCGUCCGUUUCUUCACCACCUGCUCACCCCACCCUCUCUCCAUCAUCUGUGUCCCUCUUCUCUCUCUGCCUCAGGUUAUUACUACCUGGUUAUCCGGCAGGGGGCGCAUCCGCGGGACGAGGCCAAGUCCCGCAGCUUCCAGCUCGACACACGUGGCCGGUGGUCGAACGCCGACAGAGACCCCUCAUCAUCUUGUCAGAUCGAGCCACGGCUCAAGCAGAAGCGGGCGCAGGGUGCCGACGGCGAGGACGGCGGAUACGAGGAGGACGAUUCGGCGUCGAAGUGGACCGACUGGUUCCAGUUCGAGUGGCUCAAGGAGUGGUGGGGGAAGCUCUCGAGGUGGCAGCCGUCGCCCACCGAGGUGGUGUACAUUGUGACGGGUGCGGUGGUGGCCGUGGCGCUCGUGACAUUCCUCGUCAUGUGCUGCUGCUCGUGCUGCCGCAGCAAACGCUUCACCGCAUACGCGGAAAACUGCCACCCAAACCAGGUAGGUACAGGCACUGAGUCAGGGUGUGUUACGAACUUUCCUCACUUGUCUGUCUGUGCGUGCAGAGGAGGUCUCGUCGGCGGCGGCGGUCAUCGACCGGCCGUUCCACCCGGCAGUCGUCUGUGGCCACGACCGCAUCAUCAUCGCAGCCCAGCCCCCAGCCCGUCCCCUUCCCCUCCCCCAUGCUGGAUCCCGAACACGAGCCCUCGCCCCGGGCCAGACCCACGCCCCUCCCCCUCCCCAGCGCCCCCCCACCCGACACACCCCUGGCUGCCAUACAUGACGCGCAGGCCAUGGCCGCCUACCACUCUGCAAGUCCGCCGCCGUCUUCGCCAUCGGUGUAUGAGGCUGAGCCCGAGGAUCCCGAUGUCGAGACGUGUCGAGUGGCGGUGAGAGGCCAUAAUGGUGGUGGUGGUGGGCCGAGGGCUGUCAUGAUAUAGCAGGGGUGAGUUUGGUUUGGACGGGCGGUGGCUUGCGGGCUUUUUUUCGUGUUUUUUGUUUUUGGUUUCGUGUCUUGGUUUGGAUUGGGGUGUGUUUAUGGUGUGGUACGGUGGUUGGGUGCUGCGUGUGUGUUAUUUAAUGUUACGGCGGGCGGUGGUGGUGGUGGUGUGUGUGUGUGUGUGGUGGUCUGCUGUGGCGGAGCGGCGAUGUGCCCUUCCCUGAUGAAUUGCGUACAAUGUCCAUCCCCCUGCUGCUGAAGCACACGCGACUUACUAUUGCUUGCUGGCGGCCAAGUAUGUCCCCGCGUACGUACGUUUGUAUGUGUGUCUGCCGCCCUGUAUUUAUCCCUAUCCCCAUGUCUGUCUGGCUCUGUGUCUUCUCUGCCCAUCUGCCGGUUUGUGUGUGUAUGUGAAUUAAGUAACGGGGAGCGGCAAUAAUCGAAAGAGGUUCACUUGACGCUCCGGCUGGCUGCUGAUGCUGUAUAGCCAUUAUAGCCAAUUCCACUCGCACACACACGGACCAAUACACACACACACACACACCCCUCUGUUGAUAGCUACCUCCCUGCAUGAGCGAGUGGAUGGAUGGAUGGAUGGGCGACAGCAGCUGACGAGAGAGUGCGUGUGUGUAUUUUCAGCGAACCAACGCACCGUGGCACACGCACAUACAGGGAGGGAGGGGAUCCAUAUGCGUGUGCGGUUUUUCGUGUGCCCGUCUCGUGGUUGCAUCCCAUACCAUCCAUGUGUUUCUCUUUUUUUGACAGAUGAUGUGUGGUGGUGACAUGAUUGUCGCAUGCGGAUCGGAUCGUGUCAUUGCAAUCAAUGCGUGUUUUCGUGAAUGAAUGGAUGGAUGGAUGGAUGGGUGGAUGGGUGGAUGCAUUUGAGCGGAUUUGCGCCGGGUGCGUGGUUGCGUGUACAGUCCAUCACACUCGCUGACCCACUGGCUGCCUGCCUGACUGACUGCCUGACUGACUCCCCUCCCUCCCUCUGUGUGUAGAGACCCCCCCAACCGGAUGUGGACACCCCCCUGUGUGAGUGCGUGUGAUGCCAUCGUAUCAACACGGUUAACCGAAGCUUUUCU